Messenger RNA from Candidula unifasciata, 1714 nucleotides. The record is from the annotation of a GenBank genome assembly. Lineage: Eukaryota; Metazoa; Mollusca; Gastropoda; Stylommatophora; Geomitridae.
GAUUAUGACUUUCACGUGAGGUGGCCAACUGUAAAACUUCUGACGGUAUUGCUCACAAACAGGCAGAAAGAACUACAAGAAAUCAUACUUGUGAUUCCAAUGGGUGUGUCUAGGCUAAUGGAUCUCCUGUCUGACAGUCGUGAGAUUAUCCGAAAUGAUGCAUUGCUACUGCUUAACCAGCUCACAAAGGGGCAUGCCAACAUUCAGAAAAUAGUUGCUUUUGAAAAUGCAUUUGAGAGAAUUCUGGAUAUCAUUAGGGAUGAGGGAGCAACCGAUGGAGGUAUUGUGGUAGAGGAUUGUUUGCUGCUUCUGUACAACCUCUUGCGAAAUAACACAUCCAACCAGAAUUUCUUCAAAGAAGGCAGCUACAUUCAGAAGCUGAAGACAUUUUUUCUUCUUGAUGAGGAGUCGCAUUCUAAACAAGGUUGGUCAGCCCAGAAGGUGACCAAUAUGCACCUACUUUUACAGUUGGUGAGAAUCUUGGUGUCCCCAAAUAAUCCUCAGAACCAGACUGUAUCCUGCCAGAAAGUCAUGAAUCAAUGUGGUUUAUUACAAGACCUUUGUUCAAUGUUGAUGGCUAGCGGUGUCCCUGCAGAUGUUCUUACUGAGACAAUAAACACGGUGGCAGAAGUUAUCCGAGGCAGUCAUCAUAACCAGGAAUACUUUGCUUCUGUGUUAGCUCCGUCCACUCCCCCAAGACCUGCCAUAGUUGUCCUACUGAUGUCCAUGGUUAAUGAGAAGCAACCAUUUGUUCUGAGAUGUGCCGUCCUGUAUUGCUUUCAGUCAUUUCUGUACAAGAAUGAGCUAGGACAGUCACAGAUUAUACAGACUUUACUACCCACAGCUGCUGAUGCAAACUCGAUCACCGCUGGCCAGCUGUUGUGUGGAGGCUUGUUUAGCGCAGAUCCCUUGUCCAACUGGUUUGCUGCGGUGGCAUUGCUUCAUGCUAUAAUUGAAAACUCAACACAGAAAGAGCAGCUGCUGCGUGUCCAGCUGGCCACCAGCUUAGGCAGUCCGCCAGUCUCCCUGCUGCAGCAGUGUUGUAACAUGUUGUCUCAGGGAGGGAAGUUACAAACCAGGAUUGGCCUUCUGAUGAUUUUGUGUGCUUGGCUGGCAGAUUGCCCUAUUGCUGUCUCACAUUUCCUCAACAAUACUGCCAAUGUUCCUUAUCUGAUAUCUCAAGUGUCUUCUAGUGAAGGAGAUGAACAUGAAGCCAUCAUCCAAGGGCUGUGUGCUUUCCUCCUUGGCAUCUGCAUGUUGUACAAUGAUGAUUCAAGCAAGACUUUCUCCAAGAGUUCACUGAAACAGAUUAUACAGAACCGUAUCGGUCUGGAGUCAUUCACAGACAAGCUGAUGCAGGUGGCACAGAAUGAGAACUACACAAGAGCAGCUAAGAAACCCCACAUGAACUACAAGCACCCUAGUGAGAUUGUCUUUGAUUACGAGUUUACAAGACUGUUCAAAGGCUUAGAAAGUGAAGUAAUGAGAGCAGUUUCAGGAAAAGGAAGCAGCAUAAGUGAAAGAAAAGCAGCUGACACCAGUAUAGAAGAAUUUAAACAUGUUCUGAGAGAGCAGGAGGAAAAUGUCCAGAGUUUACGCCACAGAGUGGAAGAGCUUGAGAACCUGAACUUGGGUGCAGAUAGAACAAUAGCUGAUCUCAGAAGUCAAGUCCAGCAGUUGAAAGAUCAGAACUCUCUACUGAAAGCUCAGAAAG